AUGUCGAAAAACAAAAACAAGAAGAGAAAACAAAAUGACCCGGCCAGCAACCUGCCGAACAAGCAACUCAAAACGACCAACAAGCCACUCACGCCGCCGCUCGAAGGCGACCACCGCAGCGAUGACGGCGUCAAACAAAACGGUGUCGAACCCACGAGUGUGCAGGCCAUCGUCUCACCAGAGGAGCUGGAAAUCGCGGUUGAGACCCUCACCGAGCUCGCAAAACAUCCCGCCCUGCUCAAAUCCCGAGCCUGCAAAGACCUCCGCGUCGCCGUAUGGGAUUUCCGCCAAGCAUGUCCGACCGGCCUCAACAGCACUGGAGCCAGUUCUAACUUGACCGGCCGCAUCACCGGCGCUCUCGCCGAUGGAAAAUUCACCGACGCCAAGGUCCUCCUCGCCGAGAUGAGAAUCCGCGGCGAAUCGCCCAAGCUCGGCGCUCUUUGCCGCUGGGUGCGCGACCUGGAUGUCAUCAGCGGCAUCUCCACGCUCGGAGACGAAACCCCCACGGAGCGCACCGCCCGCGACAAGGAACUCAUCGGCGUCCUCGACGGCGUCCUCCGGGUCUGCGGUGUCAUUGACGCCAACCCCGCCGCCGACUUCGACCCUUCCACACCCAUCUGCGUCCAACAAAUCUGGGACCUCCACUCCCUGUCCUCUGCCCCGACCCUCCAAACCCAUGCCUCCGUCCUUGACGGCUCCAUCUUCCUCUCUGCGCCGCCUAACCUCCGCGAAUCUCUUCGUGUCAUUGAAACCACCCCCGGGCCCCUGCGCAAGCCCCCCAACCACCACGACGCCAUCCUCUACACCACCAAGCCAGGCGGUGUUCCCUUGUCAUCUGUACCGCCACCCAUAACUUACCACCACCACCCCGUCGUCCCCAACCUCUCCCUCGCCAUGGGCGUUUUAUCCCCCGCCGAAUGCCAAUCCAUCAUCGCCGCCGGCGAAACCGCCAAUUUCCUUCCCGACGCGCCCCUCCGCGAGGAUGGUGACGUCUCCAUUCUCGCUCACAACUUCUACUGGGUUGUCGACCAGCCCUUCCACGACACCCUCUGGUCACGCAUAUCCCCGUUCGUACCCCGUACGGUCGACGGCCGGAUAGUACGCGGCCUAAACCGUCGGUUUCGCGUCUAUCGGUAUGUUCCCGGCGCGGAGUACCGUGCGCAUAUCGACGGGGCUUGGCCUCCGAGUGGUAUCUUACCGGAUGAUACCUAUGUGUAUGAUGCGUCGCCGGAGGGUGGGAAGCAGAGUAGUUUGUUUACGUUUUUGAUCUAUCUGAAUGAUGAGUUUGAGGGCGGGGAGACGACUUUUUUCUUGCCGAGCGCGAGGGAGGGGGUGAUGAAUGCGUAUCCGGUGCGGCCGGUCAUGGGCGGGGUGGCGGUUUUCCCGCAUGGGGAUGCGAGGGGGGCGCUGUUGCAUGAAGGGACGGGCGUCAGGAAGGGGGCAAAGUAUGUCAUUAGGACGGAGGUGGAGUAUGAUGUUGAGGCGACAGUGGGAGUAACGGGGGAGGAGUAG
Messenger RNA from Dichotomopilus funicola, 1512 nucleotides. RefSeq lists its product as uncharacterized. Gene Ontology annotation, molecular function: procollagen-proline 4-dioxygenase activity; L-ascorbic acid binding; iron ion binding. The record is from RefSeq and is a predicted model, not a curated record. The coding region runs from base 1 to 1512 and encodes 503 amino acids. The transcript has a single exon. Gene Ontology annotation, biological process: peptidyl-proline hydroxylation to 4-hydroxy-L-proline. NCBI's taxonomy places the organism in Eukaryota, Fungi, Ascomycota, Sordariomycetes, Sordariales, Chaetomiaceae. Gene Ontology annotation, cellular component: endoplasmic reticulum.